AGAACGUAAAUUGUCAAGUUGACAGUUCUCGCCACCGUGGUAAAUAAAAUCACCUAGUCGAACUAAAUUAUUAUAAUGGUAGAGGAUGCUAAAAGAAAUUCCUCUGAGGAGGAAAUCAACAAGGAAAAACCAGAACCCGAACCACUCAAGCAAUUCUCAUUAGAGAUUCUAAAACUCAUAAAAGAUGCUCAACAGCAACAUGGUUUACGUCACGGCGACUACCAACGUUACAGGGGCUAUUGCUCCCGCAGAAUUAGACGCUUGAGGAAAGUUUUGAAACUGCCACAAGGUGACCGAAGACAUUUCAAGAAGAGAGAUGUAACUGAACAGCAUAUUUCUCACUCGAAAGCUGAUGAGAGAUACUUACAUGUACCUUUAGUACUCUCUGAAAGAUGCUGGGCAUAUGCCAUGCAAUUGCGGCAAGAAGCCAACACUGAGCCUCGUAAAAAAUUCCAUCUGGUGCAGAAACUAAGGAAGGCAUGUACAUAUGCCAUGCAGUUGGAUGAGUUGUGCAAGCAAGAGCGCUGUGACGCGAGGACAAGAUUGGAAUCCCAAGCAUAUGUCGCGUGGAUUCAGGGUUCGUUACAAUUCGAGCUGCAAUUGUGGCUUCAGGCAGCCGAAAAUUUGAAGAAAGCACAAGUUAUUUAUGAGAAACUGAUCUCUGCACUUCCGGAACACGACCAACUUCCGUACAAACAGCGUGUGGAGGAGAUUACGCCCAGCCUCCGUUAUUGCGCCUACAACAUCGGCGAUGACAAGACCGUCGAUUUGUUAGAGCUACGCAGCCAGGGCGUCCUCGAAAACUUCGACGCACUGGUCGCGCAGACUAAAGAGAAGACUGCUGCGGUCUUACACGAGAUUCAGUGGUUCGGCGUUAAGGUUCCGGUCCGAAUUGAACGUGUACGUCUUUUCUUGAUCAGUAUCGAGGGGUUGGACGAGUCAUUGAAGCAUGCUGAAGACAAUCAGGCCAAGAUCAAGAUUUUAGAAAACUUAUUCAUCGAUUUGCGUGACGUUAUUUCAUUGACCAGGGACAGUGCUAGGACUGAAAAACAAGAUCAGUUGCUCUUGUCUUAUUUGCUGUCUGUUAGAGUUGAAAGAACAUCACAAAGAAAUUUGUUGCUGGUUAAGCAGACUAGGAAACCGCAAGAUUGCGUAAGGCUUUUGGAUAUUAACGUCCAACAGACAACUGAGUUGUCACAAAACGAUAAUGUUAAAGACAUUGCUAAAGCACAGGCUCAUUACGAACUUCACAUGAAGGCUUACAAAGCCCUUAGAUCGUAUUAUUUGGCUCGCACUGUUGUUGGACAAAAGAAAUGGAAGGAAGCAGUUCUUUUGUUUAAUGGUGCAAUACAGGCUGUUGCUGAUCUACCUAAAGGUGAUUUCACAGGAGAGUUGUCAGAAUUAUUGAACAGCGUAAAAGAAAAUGGACCAUUGGACAUGGCAACUGCUCAGGCAAAUUUCAUAUUAGAUCAAACCGAAGAACCGACCUCCAUUCCACUGCCCCAGAAGCAGUACAAAAGCAAGAAACCGAUCAUCGAACGUUUGGAUGAGUUUAGAGAGGAACCGCAAUUGUUAUCGAAAAAUCCGAACCUUGUCACGGUACCUCCAGCCAUGGAACCUGUGCCAGCCAAGCCACUGUUCUACGAUUUGGCGUUGAAUUUCGUCGAAUAUCCAGAUCUGUCGGAUAAAUUGGAAGGAGGGCAACAGAAGCAACAGAAACAAGGAGCGGGUAUUUCUGGAUUCGUUAAGGGAUUGUGGGGAUGGGGAAAGAAGUAGUUGGGUUAUGGGUUUUUUAUUAAUCAUUUGUAUGACAUAUUUAGUCAAAUAUAUUAUUGUAUAUUUGAA
This is a messenger RNA of Aethina tumida (small hive beetle), 1845 nucleotides long. It is a transcript of the gene Srp68, whose product is annotated as signal recognition particle subunit SRP68. Gene Ontology annotation, molecular function: signal recognition particle binding; endoplasmic reticulum signal sequence receptor activity; 7S RNA binding. Gene Ontology annotation, cellular component: signal recognition particle, endoplasmic reticulum targeting. Lineage: Eukaryota; Metazoa; Arthropoda; Insecta; Coleoptera; Nitidulidae. The transcript has 4 exons. Bases 76 to 1776 code for a protein of 566 amino acids. The record is from RefSeq and is a predicted model, not a curated record. Gene Ontology annotation, biological process: SRP-dependent cotranslational protein targeting to membrane.